Molecule: messenger RNA, 3635 nt
Organism: Astyanax mexicanus (Mexican tetra)
Lineage: Eukaryota; Metazoa; Chordata; Actinopteri; Characiformes; Acestrorhamphidae
Product: LHFPL tetraspan subfamily member 7 protein
Exons: 3
Coding region: 530-1204 (224 amino acids)
Cellular component (GO): membrane
Source: RefSeq, a predicted model, not a curated record
CACUUCGCACGCGAACUUGACAGCAGCCUUCAGAAGCGACUCGCGCGCGUAACGGUCGCCAGGAGACUCAGACCGAGCGGAGGGGUUUGAGCGGGCGGGUGAGCGGAGUGUGUAAACAGGGUUUAAAGGCUGUAUUUUGAGGGUGAAGAAGAAGCGGGGAGGAUUUAGGAGUGUGUAUCGGGGCUGUAGGAAGGUGUUUGUGUUCCGCCGCCUCGCCUGUUUUGUUUGUUGGUGUUGGCGUGUCUUUGUCCAGCACUUCUCUCCAGCGGUGAAGUCCCGCGGAGGAGCGGCUCGGCUCUCAGGCUGGAUUUAACUAACUUCACUCAGUAUUUGAACAAAACUCAACCUGUAGAAGAGCACAGAUGAGAGACCAAUGACCGGGGCGCGCUGUUUACGCACUCUCACCCCUCUCUGAACGGAUUUAACGCGGUUUUAAAACACGACUCUCUCUCGGAUGUGACAGUUGUAGUUGUGAGUGAGUGAGCGAGUUUUUGGACGGUGACUCUCCCGCGCAGUGAAUGCGCUCCCAAUGCAUUCUCUGCUGCUGUCUCCAAAGAGUAAAGAAGCCGGGUUUGGGAUCGACCUGUCUCCGGGCUCGGCGAGGAUCAUGUUCAGCUGUGUGGGAUGUUUCUGGGUGCUCCUCUCCUCCGCCCUGGUCGCCGUCUGCAGCUUCAGCUUCAUUUCUCCCGCCUGGAUCGUGAAGGACCACGGCCGGGGCGAGGACUCGGUCAGCUUCGGCCUGCUGUGGCACUGCUCUGAGUCUCUGGACCACAUGUACCGCUGCUACACCUUCGGGGGUCUGGGCAGGUUCGCGGAGAUCCCCUCCAGCUCCUGGCAGACGAGUGCAGUGCUCUGCUCUGGAGGUUGUGCGCUGCUGGCAGUCAGCUCCCUGCUGGCCAUCAUCACCAUCUUCUUGCCCAGCGGUUCCUGUGAGAGGAGGAUUUGCACGCUGGCCGGCUACAUGCAGAUGGCUGCAGUGUUCAUCAUGGCGUCUGGUCUGCUGGUGUAUCCCUUUGGCCUGAACUCCAGCCUGGUCAAGUCCUUCUGUGGAAACUCUGAUAUCUACUAUGCUGGAGAGUGCCAGAUAGGCUGGGGAUACAUGCUGGCUAUAGUGGGUGUGAUGCUCACGCUUUUCCUUCCCUUUUUCGCCAAGUAUGCACCCAAGGAGCAGCUGUCACCCACCCCGCUGCCCACGCUGUUAUAAAAUUGGAGUGCUUAUGAUUUCAUGGAAAUAGUUCUAUCUGCAUUUAAUUGCAGAUAAACCUUUUCUUUUAUUCUUGGUUGGUGGUGAUGAUGAUGGUGAUGUCAUUUUGGUGCCCAGAAGAGCCUUUGUUUUGCUUUCAGUGUGUGAUGUGCUACAUUGUCUUCCCUCAUUUGAUAAACUAUCAAUUUGUCGGGCAUCCCUUAUAAUAAAAAAUGUUUUUUUUGAAACAUUAUUUUGGGAUUUAAAGUGAAGAUGGGAUGGAGUUUCCCCCCUCAGACUAUAAACUAACCUAUACUCCAGACUACAUAAACCCAAAAUGGAAACAUCAAAACUGGAUUUUUUUUGUAAAGCAACAGCAGGCAACACUGUUCGAACAGUGAAUCCAACAUUUUGAAUAAUCUCCUAACCCUUUUUUAAAAAGGGGUUUAAAAAAGACACGGUUAAAUGUGAAGAAUUCAAUGACGAGGAGAAGCACCCGGACAAAAAUCUGGGAUUCAUCACAAGGAACUUCAGAAGAAAAGCACGGGAUAUUCAUAAAUCUUUCAUGUAAUAAUGAGUAAUCCUUAACUAAAAAGGAUAACUAAAGAAUACAACAAAAAUAUUCUCUUUACGGAUCUACUGACAAUGGAGAACUUCGAUUCUUCAUUGAUUAUGUUGUUGGAACAAGUUCUUAAAAAAAUGGAUUUGGGAUGUCGAAGAAAAUCUAAAUGCUUCAACAUUUUUGGAGAUUUUGCCAUACUUUUACAGUUGACCUAAUGCAGUGUUGAUCCAAUAUCUACAAACACUGUGGCUAAAGAGCUAUGAGAAGAAGAUAAUAAUAAACUCACUAUCUGUAUAUGCCAGUUUCAUUAAUUGGUUUCCAAAAGUGUUCUAAUCAAUUUUCUUUUAUAUUAGGGAGUGUGACUUCUCAGUGGACCUCCAAGCAGCAGCAGGACAACGGUGACUCAAUUUCUUAAUGAAACAAACCCCACAGCUACAGUACAGCCAGUCCUCUUAGGCACUAAUCUUUCUUUGCCAACAAAGCUGUUUAAUAUUUAAUGACCUGAAAUUUGAAACCCCUGAAAUCCUGCCAUUACUUUUUAAGUGUUUCAAGAGGAAACUUGCUUGUCAAGGUCAUGCUGUCUGUUUUGUACUUAACCCCUCCACUAAAACCAAAUUCAGGAUUUUCUGUAAUCAGGAGAAAGGCAAAGAUAUAAAUACAAUGUAAAUCAUAAAAAUACACGAAGCUGGGCUCAGUCAACAUUAAGACACUCUAGACGAAAACCCUUUCUGCCCUAACCAACUUGUGCCUUUUAACCAUGACUAAAAAGACUUCAAUUCCUUUUAUCAGGUUAUCUACUUCUGCUGAAACUGUGGUUUUGUAAAUGCUUCCUUGUUUAUUUUCCACUGUGUUGUGCAUUUCUGCAUCUGUCUUGGGUUGUUAUAAAUGAAAAGAGGGUUGUUUCUAUUGUAAAUCAUCCAUACUGUACAGCAACUUCACAUUAAGCAGGUGUGUUAUAAUGCUUUGAAAAAAUAGACAGACUGUAAUGUAAAAAGGGCGCAAUGACAAGUGUUCAACCGAGGAAAGGAAAAAAUGUUGUGAAAGGAGAGAACAGAACAAAAGGGCAAGACUCCAUAAACAGCCAAGACAAAUAAAAUGUCCCUGCCUGUAUCAUAAAACAUCUGUCUGUUACUAAAAAUAUUUUAGUUAAAAAACGAAUGAACAGGUGAAGUAUUACAUUAGUAAUACUGCUUUUUACAAAAACAAACAAAAAGAAGAUCUUCAAUGCUCAAAACCUUUACGAGUUGAACCUAGCCCUUUUUCAUUUUCUGUUGAUACCUUCCUGUGUAAUGUGUUCAGAGUGGUUAAAGGAGUAAAGCCACUGAGCUAUGUUCCUACCAUUCUUUCAUUAAUGUGACUAAGCAUGCAGUGACAUGACUCUGAACAAAGCCAGCUGAACAAAUGAUUUCCUCAAAGUGUGAGUAAGUGUAUGCCUUUACACCUUUGAUGUUUUAUGUUUUGCUCUUUUGUUUUUUGCUAAAACUUACACUGCUUGCCUGUGUAUGUUGAGGGACUGUCUUAAGAAGGCACUAAUGAACAUCAAAAGAUCUUUUUCUGAAGAGAAACAAAAAGUAUGUAGUUGUGCAGAAGUUCCCAGACUGUGCUCAGAUGAUGCUGUAAUUAUAAUAACCCUAGGCACAGGGAUCCCUUUGGUCUGUAAUAAUGUAUGUGAAAUCUGAUCACGCAUUACGGAUUCUGUAGAGUAGUUGUGUGGUUUUGGCUGUAAAUAAUUAUGUAAGAUGGCUGUUCAUGCUGAAAAGAUUGGUCCCCUUUUUAAAAGCUAUAUUUUGGGAUAUUACCUCAUUAAUGUGUUUGUUUAACCCUUGACCCUCAACAAGACGUGCUGUUAAAUGUUUGCCCUUUGUAAUAAAAUGUUUCCAUAACAAAAAA